Molecule: messenger RNA, 1626 nt
Organism: Cuscuta campestris
Lineage: Eukaryota; Viridiplantae; Streptophyta; Magnoliopsida; Solanales; Convolvulaceae
Source: the annotation of a GenBank genome assembly
CUCAUGCAUCUCUUUACUUCUCGUCUCGCGGAGAAUAACUGUAGCAGUAAAUUUGAAGUCAUGCUCUUCUUUUUGCCAUUUAGGAAUGAUUAGGAACCGAUCAGGCAUUUUCUCGAAUCGCAACGACAUCAUCGUCUUCGAUACAUUCCAAUUUCUUCCCAUUCCAACCCAUCCUCCUCCCCACUGACCAUCUACCCAUUUCUGCCUGAUUUGGUGAAGAAUUGUGCUUCUUUCCUGAAGAUAGUUGCAGAAGUUCAUGCUACAAAGAGUUAUUGAAGAUGUCAAGUGGGAGGUACACACACUGGUGCUACCAGUGCACACAGCCGAUUAAGCCUAGAGGGUCUAAUGUUCUUUGCCCAUACUGCCAAGGAGGUUUUGUGCAAGAUCUCAGUGAGGUAGUGAGAGGCGGAGAACAUGGACAUUUUGGUUCAGUUAUGGAUGAUGAUGAUAAUCAUAAUCACUCUAGAUUGAGGGAAACUUUCCCUGACCCAGGAUUAGUGGAUGCACUUGAAGCAUUCGUGAGGCAAAGAAUGGCCGGAAGAAACCCCAAUUAUGAUAUUCGGUCAAGAUCUGGCAUUAUGCCAGAAAACAAUAUGGCUUUUGGUUCUGUGCCAUCUGGCCCAUGGCUGGUAUUUCAUGGUCAAUCUCCUGUUCGUAUGGCGCCCGAUGAUGCGUUUGAGUACUUUUUCAAUGGAAGUUCAAGAACGGGACAUCGCCAAGCUAAUCUUGAUGACUUCUUUAUGGGGUCUGGACUGCAGCAUUUGAUUGAGCAGCUUAGUAUGAAUGGCAGACAGGGCCCACCACCGGCACCACGUUCUGCAAUUGAUGCCAUGCCCACCAUCAGGAUUACCCAGAGGCAUAUGAGUACUGAUUCACAUUGCCCAGUUUGUCAAGAUGAGUUUGAGUUGGGGUGUGAAGCCAGGCAGAUGCCAUGUAACCACUUAUAUCACUCUGAUUGUAUUGUUCCUUGGCUGGUCCAGCACAACUCUUGCCCGGUUUGCCGCCUCGAACUACCACCACAUGUUUCUGGAAGAAGGCGCAUCGAUUGGAGUUCAAGAUCCAGUGGGUCAGGCAGCAACAACACAGGGCUCAGCAGCAACAACAACCAGAACCAGGGAAGAAGGAAUCCUUUCUCGUUCUUAUGGCCUUUUCGCUCAUCCAAUCAGAACACUAGUAGCUCUGCAGCAGCACACGAGGAUGAAAACGGAACAAAUUACUCUGGGUGGCAUCAUACAGACUGAGUGGCAUAUGCAAAAAAAGGGCAGGUGGAGCUAAUACUAUAAAGUGCAAGGGUGUUACUGCUUGGACUGGAAGUGGUUCUGGAAAAAAUCAGUGAUCCCAAACCAAGUGUGCAAUGGGCGGCAGUGUGAAUGUUCCCAAUUUGUCAAGUAUCUUCAUAACUUUGUGACAAAAGCAUUGUGCUUUUUAUAGUAUUCUGUAUUUUUGUUUUCCCUUUGCCCAUAAUUCUUGCUAUGUUACUCCCAUUGUUCAAAAGCUGUGUCUGUUUUUCUUUUUUGCCUGUCCCGAAAAAAUGUGUGUUUCUGUAUUUGGACAGUUUUAUUAUGUAAUUCACAAUGUUUGUCUCACCUGUGCAUCUAGUGAAACCAAUAAGACACAUGGAAAAUG